AUGCUCACAUUCAACUCACUCUCGUACCUCUACUACCGCCCGAAGCACGGCUUCCUCCGACAUCUCGCCACCAACACACUCCGCAUGCUUCAGUCACUCCUCACGCUUGGAUGCGUGACCCGCCGCGACCCCGAGGAGUGGAAGAUCCCCAAGCUCGCCAAGCACCACCGGCACCUCGCUGAGAUCGGCGAGGUCAGGACGAUCCCUCCUACCAGCGCAGACAUUCCUCUUCUGCCCAAUGUCCAGGUCGUCGUAGACCGCGGAGUUGUGAAGCCGGAACCGCGACCGGGCUUCAUGAUUGCGCCGAAGUCCACGCCGAAGGAGAAGAUCUGGUCCAGGGCCAAGCCGGGCGAGAAAGCCAUCUUCUACAUCAUAGGAGGAGGUUAUCAAAUGGGCCAGCCCGUGCAGUGGUUUGUCACCUGGGAGCUCGCCACCAGACUCGGCCUCCGCAUUUUCCGUCCGAUGCUCGACUACCUCGCCGCGUGGGAUUACAUGGUGACGGAACUUGGCUUCGAGCCUCAGCUGGACGAGCAGGGGUUCAAGCGUCUUGGCCUCCCCGGCGCAGUCUUCGCGAGCGCGCCGUGGUGCGAUGUCACCGGCUCCUUCCCCAGUAUCUCCCGCAAUGCGCACAAACCGUCCUUCUCUCGUCACUACUCCUACCCGGCACAGCGCGAUCCGCUUAUGUCGCCCGCUUUUGCGCUGAAGAGCGACAGGCACUUCGCCCGCUUGUCCGAAAAGGGCGUCAAGAUGCACGUCGACUAUGGCGAGGACGAGAAGCUGCAUGAUGAGGUCGAGGCUACAGUCGGAAUCAUGCGCAAUCAGGGGCUCGAAGUCGAUGCGCUCGAGUACGUCUUUGCACGCACGCCGAUCAAGUUCUGGCCUGGUAUUGGGUUUUCCUGGCCCAUCGUUGCGGAGGCGACGGAGAGGCUUGUUCGGGAGACCUGGCCGAAGCACGUCAUUCCUGGCGAGGGGGUGAUCAGGGCUCUUCAGGAGGAGAAAGAUAUCAAGGAAGGCAAGGUGAAGAAGUAA
This is a messenger RNA of Trichosporon asahii var. asahii CBS 2479, 1029 nucleotides long. RefSeq lists its product as uncharacterized. NCBI's taxonomy places the organism in Eukaryota, Fungi, Basidiomycota, Tremellomycetes, Trichosporonales, Trichosporonaceae. The coding region runs from base 1 to 1029 and encodes 342 amino acids. The record is from RefSeq and is a predicted model, not a curated record. The transcript has 5 exons.